CUUCACAUCCAACACCACUGUCUUAGUUAUUGUACUCUUUUCUUCUCUCUCUCUCUCUUCUGGGUGGUCCUUCCUCUCUUUAUAACUCUCUUAUCACUUUCUUCCAUUUUCCAUCUCUUAUAUCUCAACUCUCUAGUUAACCUUUUCUCUUCUCUCUCCCACCUUCUUGCUGUCCCUAUACUAAGCCUCUUCUUCUUCUUAGAGCUUCCCAUUUCAUAGGCUAGGCUCAUAUAUAUUUAUAAUUCAUGAUACAAUAAACCAUUUAAACAUACUAAAAAGUUUGUGUAAAAACCACUACCACCACCACCAUCAUGUCUAGCAGAAGGUCGAGGCAAUCUGGUUCCAGGAUCAGUGAUGAUCAGAUCAUUGAGCUUAUUUCAAAAUUACGCCAACUUCUUCCUGAGAUUCGUGAUAGGCGUCCUGAAAAGGCUUCGGCCUCCAAGGUUCUGCAGGAAACCUGCAACUACAUUCGAAGUUUGCACAGAGAAGUUGAUGACUUAAGUGAGCGACUAUCUCAGCUUUUGUCCACCAUUGAUGCUGAUAGCGCUGAGGCCGCAAUAAUUAGGAGUUUAAUUAUGUAAUACUUAAUUAGCUCCCUUAAUUAUUAUUAAUUAUAUAUAAUUAAUAUCGUUUUUCUAGUCUCUUUGUACCUGAAUUAAGCUUCUUACUAAGGCCUAAGUUUUUGUCACUAGAUCAAACAAGGACAGCUUCUCUAGAUUAUAAUGUAAUGUCCUUGGCUUAUAGGUGUUGUAAUUAAGUUGUAUAAUAAAAAGGAGCUUGCACUAGCAAAGCCAUUAUUAUAUAAUAUAUGAAGUUAAGAUUAUUAAUAUUAA
This is a messenger RNA of Mangifera indica (mango), 833 nucleotides long. RefSeq names its product transcription factor PRE5-like. Gene Ontology annotation, biological process: regulation of growth; regulation of DNA-templated transcription. Gene Ontology annotation, molecular function: protein dimerization activity. The record is from RefSeq and is a predicted model, not a curated record. The transcript has 2 exons. Bases 312 to 581 code for a protein of 89 amino acids. NCBI's taxonomy places the organism in Eukaryota, Viridiplantae, Streptophyta, Magnoliopsida, Sapindales, Anacardiaceae.